Messenger RNA from Symsagittifera roscoffensis, 8474 nucleotides. RefSeq names its product spectrin beta chain, non-erythrocytic 1-like. Lineage: Eukaryota; Metazoa; Xenacoelomorpha; Acoela; Convolutidae. The transcript has 29 exons. The record is from RefSeq and is a predicted model, not a curated record. Gene Ontology annotation, biological process: actin cytoskeleton organization. The coding region runs from base 244 to 7386 and encodes 2380 amino acids. Gene Ontology annotation, cellular component: cell junction; cortical actin cytoskeleton; cell projection. Gene Ontology annotation, molecular function: actin filament binding; phospholipid binding.
CCAGUUAGUAUGCAAAGCAACCAGCCUUGACUAAUGAGCAAAACUUCAGUGUUUAAACGUUAAGCUUAUUUCAGAUCUUUGAUAGUCUUUUCUUACUGCGCACUACAGCUAAAACAAAUCUAAGACGCAACUAGAAUUAUUGAGCUGCGCUGAUCAACUAACUUACUUGCACCAUUGCUUGGAGAGUUUAAUCAGUGAAGUCAAGUUGAGCGAAUUAGAAGCUAGAAGUGAGAAUUGAGAAGGAUGACGACUGACCACAUCGUGCGAUCAGGAUACCUCUCGGAGGAUCUGGCGGAUGAUGACGAGAACAUGGACGAUAUGUACGACGAGAACAGCUCGGCACGACUCUUUGAGAGACAGAGGAUCAAGGCGCUAUCAGACGAGCGAGAAAUUGUGCAAAAGAAGACGUUUACGAAAUGGGUCAACUCCCAUCUGGCGCACAUGUCAACAAGAGCGAACGACCUGUUCAUCGACUUGCAAGACGGUCGACUGCUGAUCAAACUGCUCCAAAUUCUGUCCGGGGAGCAGCUUCCAAAACCCACUCGAGGAAGGAUGAGGAUCCACUGUCUAGAAAAUGUGGACAAGGCUCUGACGUUUCUGAGUCAGAAGCGAGUGCACUUGGAGAACUUGGGAGCUCAGGAUAUCGUGGACGGGAGUCCGAGACUUACUCUGGGUCUGAUCUGGACCAUCAUCCUCAGAUUCCAGAUCCAAGAUAUCCAAAUUGAAACUGAGAGCCAGGACACAAUCUCAGCGAAAGAAGCACUUCUUUUGUGGUGCCAACUGAAAACUGCAGGAUAUCCGGGUGUGAGUGUGCGAAACUUCACAACCAGCUGGAGAGAUGGUCUCGCUUUCAGCGCCCUAUUGAACAAGCACCGAGAUGACAUCGCGUUUCCUCGUGAACAUCCCCGGGAGAAGGAGGAAAUGGACAAAUGUCUGGCCAAGGCGUUCAAGGAGGCGGAGCAGAAGUUGGGCAUACAGAGGCUGUUGGACCCUGAAGAUGUGAAUGUGGAGUAUCCGGAUGAGAAGUCAAUCAUCACCUAUGUGGUCACACUGUACCACUACUUCUCCAAGGCCAGAGAUGAAACUGUCUGCAGCAAACGAAUCCGAAAGGUCAUGAGAGCUCGAAUUGACAUUGAGAAGCUGAUCCAUAACUACUACAAAUUGGUCACUGAUCUACUGAAGUGGAUUGAAGACAGGAUCGUCCAACUGAACGACCGAGUGUUCGCCAACUCAUUGUAUGGUGUGCAGCAGCAGCUGUUGCGAUUCCACAGCUACACGACGGUAGAGAAGCCGCCCAAGUUCAAUGAGAAGGGAGCGAUUGAAAUGAUGUUCUUCCAGAUCAGAAGUCAACUGUCUGUUCACAACAUGAAAUCUUUCACGGCUGAAGAGGGCAAAACUGUCAUGGAAAUUAACAACGCCUGGCAGAGAUUGGAAAAGGCAGAACAUGGCCGAGAAAUCGCUCUGAGAGAUGAACUGAUUAGACAAGAGCGAUUGGAACAUCUGGCUUUGAGGUUCGACAGGAAAGCGGCGAUGAGGGAAACGUGGCUGACUGAGAACCAGAGAAUCGUCAAAACUGAGAACUUUGGAACUGAUUUGGCACAGAUUGAGGCUUCGAUGAAGAAACACGAAGCAAUCGAGACUGAUAUCCUGGCGUACAGAGAGCGAGUGAAUGUGAUUCUUGAGGUUGCUCUGGAUUUGGAGAGGGAAAAUUAUCACGAGUAUAAGAGAAUCAACGGUCGAAGAGAUAAUGUGCAAAAACUAUGGGAUGAUCUGUUUGCUAUGUUGGAUUCUCGAAGAGAAAAACUGAACUGUGCCCUUGGUUUGCACAGAGUGUUUAAGGAAAUGGAAUUGUGCUGCAGUGAAAUGGCUGAAUUGAGGCAACCUCUGAUGUCCGACGACUACGGAAAACAUCUGAUGGGAGUCGAGGACUUGUUGCAAAAGCAUGCUUUGUUAGAAGCGGCAGUGUCUGCCCAAAAUGAACGAAUGAAUGCUGUCAACCAGAAGGCAGAUGACUAUUAUGCCAGAAUCGAAGAGCAAUCAGGCGAGCCACCUUGCAAGAAGGAAGAAAUCGAAGCACACAAGGAAAAGCUGAACCAGACAUACGAAGAGCUGUGCGAAAUGGCGUCCAGUCGACACGACAAGCUGGAAGAGUCAAAACUGCUCUGGCAAUUUUUCUGGGAUGUUGUUGACGAGGAAUCCUGGAUCAAGGAAAAAGCCCAGAUCAUCAACACGGUCGAUAUCGGAAACUCGCUAACUUCAGUCCAGAACUUGCUGAAUAAGCACAAGGCAUUGAGAGAUGACAUUGAGAGUCAUCAGACACAAUUGGACGAAAUGAUUGCAGCUGGACAGACUUUGAUUGACCAGCAGCAUUUCGGAUCAGCAAAGAUCCAGGCGCGAAUUGAUGAGAUCAAUGCCAUGUGGCUGAAACUGAAAGAGUUCGUGGAACUGAGGCAGAAGAGAUUGGACGAGGCCACUUCGCUUUAUCGAUUCCACGCUGAACAUGAAGAUGCGAUGGCAUACAUGAUGGAUUUCUUCCAUAUCUUCAGUAUGACCGACUGUGGUCAAGACGAGAGUAGUAACCAGGCACUUAUCAAAAAACACGAGGACACGAUGAGCGAAUUCCGCAACUUUCAAUCAGUUUUGGAGGAUCUUCACAAACACGCUCAGAACCUCGGAGAACAUGAGAGGAACUCACCAGACGUCUUGGAGAAACUGAGCCAGAUGGACAAGAGGUACAAGGAACUGCAAGUGUACGCUACCAACCGACAAGGAGCUCUAAUGGACGCCUCGUCCCUCUACAAAGUGUUCAACGAGUCAGAACUGGUCGAGUCUUGGUUGGCCACAAAGCUCAACUUCCUCGAGUCCCUCGUCAUCCAGAAUGCAGAGGACGUAGAUGAGAUCGAGAUCCUCAAGCACAGAUAUGACCACUUUGAGAAGGAGUUCACAAACAACGACGAAAAGGUGAAAUUGGUGAACGCUCUUGCAAACGAGCUCAUCAAUCGACCCAACCCUCAUCCGGACGCAGACAAGGUGGAGGCCAGAAGAGACAAGCUGAACGAGACCUGGGAGCGAAUCAGACUGAUGAUGCAGGAUAAGAGAAAGAUCAUCUACCAGGCAUACGAGACGAAACAGUUUGUGAUCGAGUGCACGGAAACGAUCACCUGGAUCAAGGAGAAGGCUAAGUUGAUUCAGGACACGGAGGCUCUGGGCAAUGACUUGACUGCUGUGAUUGCGCUGCAGAGAAGACUGGCGGGCAUGGAGAGGGAUCUCAGUGCGAUCGAGGGCAAGAUCAGAGGACUCACUGACGAGGCAGACAGACUCUGUGCUGAACACCCGGGAGUGAGUGAUGAGAUCAAGGCACAGAUCCACGACACCUACUCCAGCUGGGCCGAUCUGAGACAGAUCCUGAAGGACAGAGACGAGCAGCUGGACCAGUCCGGACACCUUCAGAGGUUCAUCCGAGACCUGGAUGACUUCGAGAAGUGGCUGCACGCCAAAAUGAACGAGAUUGUGAAUGAGGAGACGCCUGAAACUGAGGCGGAUGCGAGACAGUUGCAGAUCAGACUGAAUCUGAUCAAGGGCGAGAUUGACAACUACGAGGAGCAGUAUGCGCUGUUGAAGACGACGGGUGAUGAACUGACCGAGGGCCAGGACAAUCCAGAGUACAGACAGUUCCGACAGCGACUGGAGGCCGCUGACAAAGAAUGGGACGAACUGCAUCAGAUCUGGAACCGGGCGGACGACCGUCUGAAGCAGCUGGUACUCUACAUGCAGUUGGAGAAGGACGGAAGGGCAGUGGAGAGUCUGCUGAACAAACAGGACGCCUUCCUGGCCAAAGUGGAGAAGCCAAGUAACAUCGAGCAGUGCAACGAACUCAUUGGCAAGUACAAGGAUCUGAUCAGUACGAUGGAUAGAAAUGACGAGAAGGUGGUGCAGUUCCUCAAAUUGGCAGAUGAUCUCUACUCCCAGGACAACGAGCACUCCCCGAAAGCAGUAGAGAAGGCGAACGAGAUCCAGCAGAGACGAGACACCAACAGAGACAAGGCUGAGGAUGACCUAAGGAAGUUGGUGGACUCUCUCGACUGGCAGAAGCUCAAGAGUGAUUUCCACAGUCUGCACUUCUCAGUGGAGGACAAGAACCACCUGGUGGACACGAUUGUGGAGUCGCCCCUGGAGGGAAAGAAGAAGUUCACGAAGAGUACAGCUGUAGUACAGGAGGUGGACGCCCUGGAGAAACAACUGGAGGACAUGAAGGACCACGCGAACAACGUGCGGGAGAAGCACCCCGAACUGGCGGAUGAGGUGGACGAGGCAAUCACAGCAACUGAAGUGCAGCUGGCUGAGACAAAGCAGAAGGCGAAGGAUUUGGUGGACAAGUUGUUCGAAGAGGAGAAGGGAUCCAUCUUCUUGUCUUCGAUCGCUGAAUUGGACGAAAACAUUGGCGAGGUGGAAGAGGACGAGAUCCCCGAAGAAUGUACCAACUUGGUAGAUGCCCAGAUCAAAAUGGACCAGUUCAAUCUGAUCCAGAAGAAACUGGCAGACACCCAGUCUUCACUGAAUGAGUUGGACAAUCAACAGAACCGAAUCACCGAUCUGCCCGACACAGAGCAAGAGGAGAUCAAAGCGAAAUCAGAAAAUGUCAAGUCCAGAUUUAACAAAGUGUCACAGCCUCUUGAAAACAAAAAGAAGCAGCUCGAAAUUGAUAUAAAGAAGUUCAAGUUUUUCCAAGAUGCAGCUGAUGAGAAGACUUGGAUGAGUGAAAAGAUACCACUGUGCGAGACGAGACCAGUCCCGGGAAGUCUGCAAGAGGCCGAACAGCUCGAGAAGCGAAACGAGAGUCUCAAAAAUGACAUUGCAAGCCACCGACCUGUUCUGGACGCUGUGAUCAAAGAUGGUCACUCGCUCAUCGAUGAUGAAGCGUACCACAAUCCUCAGGCUGUGAAUGACCGUAUUGACGACCUCGAAAGCACCUGGGCUUCAUUGGACGAGAAACUGAAGGAAAAGAUAGCUGAGCUGGAAAUUCUUAAGAACUCUCAAAAGUACUUUGAAGAGGCUAAGGAUGCUGAGGUGUGGAUGUCGGAUCAAGAGUUCCACUUAAUGUCACAGGAUAGAGGAAAGGAUGAGCCAAGUGCGCAAGCCUUGCUCAAGAAGCACCAGGCACUGGAGAAGUCUAUUGAUGAUUUCGAAGACACGAUCAAAGCAUGUGCAGACACAGCAAAGGAACUGUUGGAAGCUAACCACCCAGACAGCCCCAUUUUGCAAAAUGCCUACUCCAAAUUAGAUCGUCCCAAGAUCCAGUCGGAGCAAGAGAAGAUCGAGCACAGCUAUGCCAAUCUGAAGGGUCUCUGCGAGGAGAGGAAAAACAGACUGGAACAGGCAGUCGAAUUGUUUAAACUGAACAGAGAUGUGGAUGACCUGGAGAUCUGGAUCAACGAGAGGGAAAUUGUGGCCGGAUCCCACGAGAUGGGACAGGAUCUGGAACACGUCAUCAUGUUGCUGGACAAGUUCAAGGUCUUCACCAAAGACACGACUGAAGUUGGCCACGAGAGAGUGAACCAGGUGUCGGAUGCAUGUGAUGCCAUGAUCGAACAGGGCCACGGAGACGCAGUCCUCAUCGCCGAGUGGAAGGAACACCUGAACGAGAUAUGGAACGACCUGCUGGAGCUCAUGGACACACGCACUCAGCUGCUGAUGGCUUCGUAUGACCUGCGCAAGUUCUACAGUGAUUGCAAGGACACUUUGGCGAGGAUUAAGGAGAAGAUGAACAAUCUGCCGGAUGACUUGGGCAAGGACAAGAAGCAGGUGGAGAACCUGGAGAGGAAACACGAGUCAUUCAUCCUCGACGUCCAGUCCCUACGAGACCAGGUGCACCGCAUUACAGAAGAGGCCGGUAAGUUCCAGCAGUCAUACGCAGGAGACAAAGCCAGGGAAAUCCAGAUGCGAGAGAAGGAGGUGGUUGAUGCAUGGAAUCAGCUGCUGCUAUUCUGCGACGACAGAAGAAUUAAACUGGCAGACACUGGAGAUCUGUUCCGGUUCUACACCAUGGUUCGGGAUCUGCUCAACUGGAUGGACGACAUCAACCGACAGAUCAAAAACCAGGAGAAGCCCAGAGACGUGUCAGGAGUGGAACUGUUGAUGAAUCUGCACCAGGCCAUCAAAUUGGAGAUAGAUGCGAGGGACGAGAGCUUCGCAGACUGCAUUUCCCUCGGAAAAGAACUCAUCGCUAAGGGACAUUACGCACUCAAAGAGAUCAAGAAAAAGCUGUUGGAGAUUGGCUACAAGAGAGCAGAUCUAAUCGCAGACUGGGAACACAGGUGGGAAUAUCUGCAACUCAUCCUCGAGGUCUACCAGUACGUGAAGGACGCCCAGGCGGCAGAGGCCUGGCUCAAUGCACAGGAGAACUACCUGAAGACGCAGGAUCUGGGAGACUCAGUGGAGGCGGUUGAGAAGCUGCAGAAGAAGCACGAGUUGUUCGAGAAGUCCCUGCUGGCACAGACCGACAGGUUCCAUGAUUUGGACCGAGUCACCACCUUGGAGCAGAGGGAGUUGAGACGACAGAAGAUCAUGGAGUACAUGAAGGACCACCCGGACUUCGUGGACGAGCCCACUCCCAUCAGCAAGAACAGGAAACAGUUCAUCGAGGAAUACGUCGCCAUGCACCAGCUGCACGACAAGGAGGAGGAGGAGGAACAGUUGCCGAGCAGACCGACUGUGGAUCACGUGCACGAGCCGGCAGCCUCGCCCUCAGUGCAGAGACCUGUUCAGUCAUCAUCGGCUGCACCCCCAGAAGCUAGAGCUAGAGCUGGUCAGGCUUCUCAGCCGCCCGCUUCUACUGUACCGGAGAGCACUGCUGCUGCUGCCACUCAAGGCAGUGCUGCACCUGCUUCUUCGGCAGCCAAGCCCACUCCUGCGCCUCCGAAGUCUUCGGACGAGUCGGUGACUAAAGAGGGAGCUCUGCAGAAGAAGAAGGACAACGACGAUGGAGGAGUGGCCUCCAAGGACAGAAGCUGGAAGGGAGUGUACAUGGUGCAGAAGGGAACCAGUCUGACUACAUUCAAAGACCAGAAGAGCUCUAAGCAAAAUGCGGCUCUCUCUGGCCAUGCGCAGAUAGAUCUGUCCACUAGCGAGUGCACAAUUGCGAGUGACUACACCAAGAAGAAGAAUGUGUUCCGACUGAAAACAUCAACCGGUGCUGAGUGUCUCUUCAUGGCCAAGGACGCCAAUGAUAUGAACUCGUGGGUGCAGAGCAUCAACACCGUCUGCCCAACAAGAGAGAGUUCCACCUUCCCCCGAUCUUCCUCGCCAUCGGGAGGAGACGCACCAGACAGCGGAAAGAAGAGCGCAAAGGACAAGAAAUCGGCCACCUUGAAGCCCAGCAAGAAGUAAAGAAGCAUAAAAAUUUAAAAAAGAAAACAGCUGCUUCCUUGAAAGUAUUUGAUGCUAAAGGCGGGACUCGAAAAACUGAUUGGUGUACAACUCAAAUUAGCAGUUUUUAAUAAUAUGAUUGCUAAAAGCCCGGAUUCGAGAAAAGACUUUUGAGCAAAAAAACUAUUGGGAUUGAUGAAUCAGUGCAUGGGGAGGUCAUGCAUGUUUGAUGAAAAACUGAAAGAUUUCUGAAGACUCCUCAGCUAGUUUUGUGUUGAUUAAAGGUGAUCUCUUUUUCCCGGUUGAUUGCAGUUUAUAUUUUGAAGAGAUAUUUAUUAUCACAUCCAUGUUAUGCUAUGCUCAGUGUCCUUAACGAAUGUUAUUUUAGCAUAGCACCCAAAUUGCGUUGCCUGAAAAUCCUUAGACUUAUUCAUAUUUCUCGGUUAAACUCUAUUGAUUGCUUUGCUGUAUUCCGAUUGUCGAAGUCAGAAAAGUGUAAAAUUAAAUUAUAUUAGUGGCGUAUAGCGGAAUAAAGCGGCACUUUUUCGUAAAUUUGCAUUUUGUAUAAUCUUGAAUUAGAUUUGAACAGACAGCGUUAUUGAAUAACUACCCUUUUGUCGGAUAAUAUAAAGAGAGAAUUAAACUGGUUGGUUUGUAAGAGUGAAUUCGAUGGUGACUGGAGAUACUUUUUAGUAUCCAGAAUGUCUGUUUCUUAUUGUUGGUUGUGUUGUUGGAUCUUCGGGGUACUACGCGCUUUAUAGAUUGGAUAAGUACAUUAAAUAUUUUUUACACAUUUGUGCAUGUAAUUGUUGUUUGUUAUAACAUGAAAGUGCUUUUAAAAUUUAUUAUUAAGAAUCAAAUGCUCAGCUUAUGAAUCAAUCAUUUCAGAUGAUUUCCAGCGAACAUUUAGAUCAUAAGAAAGAGCCGGUUUUUGUUUGGUGUUCUGGAAUGAAUGAUUUCUGUUCAAUUUUUCAUAACGCGCCUCAAUUCAAUCCAAAAUUUCAUUGUAUUUUGCUCCAUGAAUGUCAAAAUUUAUUAUUACUCCACCGAGGUUAUCAUUCAAAUAAAUACUUGUACAUUUUCAUUUCAAAUUAAAUUUUGAUACGUUA